UUCUUUUUCUUGGAAUUAAGUUCCAUAUAAUUUAAUUUCCAUCUUCUAAGUUAGCAAUCAAAAAACAAUUAUUAUUUUUUUUAAAAAAAUGACACCUCUCCCAACAACCAUGAAACAUUUUACCCACCAACAACAUCCAAUAAUACUACACGAUGAUACCAUUAACCCUAAAUAUUUAUGUGAAGGUUGCAUGACUUAUGGAUUUGGUACGAGAUAUCAUUGCCAUGGUUGCACCUUUAAUCUACAUGAAUAUUGUGCAACUUGUCCGCGAAUUCUAUCGUCUUUCAUGCAUCCUCACCAUUUACUCAGACUGGUUGAGCGCGAUCACCUAGGUGAUCGCGUCUGCAAGAUUUGUCGUGACCCUAUCGAAGGCCUAUCUUAUAGGUGUGAGCUUUGUCAAUUUGAUGUCCAUCCUAUAUGUACUCAAUUGCCGGAAACACUCAAUCAUAUUCUACAUCAGAAGCAUCCUCUAAGGCUAUUGAGCUUGACUGAAUCAGGAAUAACUUGUGCUGUUUGUAGAGGAGAAUGUAACGCUUCUUCAUGGCGUUACAGGUGUGCACUAUGUGGAUUUGAUAUUCAUAUAGGUUGCGUGCCAAUACAAUGUCAACAUACAAUGUCCGAUCGAGGAAUUCCUACCUACGUUCCACCAUCUGUAUUCCCUCAACAACAUUAUUUUGGUGGUUAUUAUCCUAAUCCCAAUCAUUUUCCUGGUCCAUCUAAUAAUAUGCACCAUUAUAACUACAAUAUGCCACAACUAUACCAACAACAUCAAGGUCACGGGCAGGCGCAGACUCAUUAUGGUGGAAGUGGUGGACGAAUUGGACAAGUGAUGUUUAAUUUGGUGAAAGCAAUUGCAACUGGGGUGAUUUCCAAUAUGAUAUUUGGGGUGGAUGUGUUUCCAUUUUUUGCAUCUUGAUGAUGUAGUGUAUAAUUUCAUCCUUUGCUAUACAGAAAGUGUAAUGCUAAGCAAAAGCUCUUUGUUGAAUUCUUCGGUGUGAUUCAGUUAUUAAGACAAUUAAAAAGGCAUUUUCUUG
Molecule: messenger RNA, 1034 nt
Organism: Solanum dulcamara
Lineage: Eukaryota; Viridiplantae; Streptophyta; Magnoliopsida; Solanales; Solanaceae
Product: protein VACUOLELESS GAMETOPHYTES-like
Exons: 2
Coding region: 89-916 (275 amino acids)
Source: RefSeq, a predicted model, not a curated record